AUGAGCCAUGCGCUCGUUAAAGGUGAUGAAGAUAAUGAAAUAAAAGGCUGCUUUUCCGAAGCAAGCACUUCCGAGCAACACCGUGACGCUUUCACUCCUAUUUUGUUCGUCGACUUGCUUGAGUUGGAUUCUUACAGUGAGAUGUCACUGGAAGCUACUGUCAAAGGAAUAUGUUUUGAAAAUGCAGCGACUGAAAGUUUCAGUGAAUCUGCUCUCUGUUUUGCGGGCAAUCAAACGAAAUUUCAAGUUUCUGAACGAGGUGAAGGGUCAUGUGAAAGAUGUGAAGGUAUUUCAAGCUCUUGUUCGGACAUAAAGAGGUCUUCAGAUGGUUUAGUCAGGGUCGCUAAGCGUUCUGCGAAUUUCCAAAGCAGUGAAGACAACGAUUCUUCGUACGAAGAUCCCAGAGCACUCGAUUCAGAAUCACGUAGAACUUAUCUUCUGGUAGUACUUUUUAAAAUCUUCACCCUGGAUAAACAUUCUUUGCGGAAGUCAUUAAGAAAGAAGUUGAAAGGGACAGAGGCUAGUAGUGACGGUGACUUAGUAUCAAAAGACAAAUUUAAGGAAGGUUGCGAGUCACCUUGCAUUCAGUCCUGUAGUGGGGUCGCAGCAAGCGAGUUGGUGACUGGGAAUUCAGAACUUCAGUGCUCUGAUUGUUCUGUUACUCCUGACUUAAAGAAGUUGGUCAAGCGAUAUUCUAAACUUCGCUUUCUCCUAGUGAUGUACCAUGAACGAAUAACGGAAGUUGAAAAGGAAAACGAAGCUUUGAAAGGGCUUUGUAGGAAUCUACAGAAUCGAUUUGUUGAUGAAAAACGUAGAAUUCACAGUGAAGUUACUAAGCUCCAAAAAAGCCUUCGUUGUAUAGUGGCUGAGAUGAAUGCGUACCAUAAAGCUUUAUUGAGUGCUUAUGACGAGUUUGACGAGAAACGAAGAUCUGAAAAGAGGCGUUUGGGUGAAGUCCUUGAUAGUUACUCAGAAAAUAGUAGAAAAAUGCAGGAUGUUAUAAAAGUGAGGUCUGCCGAAAUAGAGCAACUUAGGACAGCCUUGAAUCAGAUGAAGAGGGAGUUUGCAGUUCAAGAUAGAGAAAAUUACUUGGCCAGACAGCGGGCUGCCGAUGCGGAGAAAAAAUUGUCUGAUCAACUAUAUUUAGCUUGUAAGACGAAAUGCCCCUCUUGUAAAGUUUUUGAGAAGAAUAAAGAUAUUUUAUAUGGGCAGAUUGCUGAUAAGACUGUAAUAAUCGAGAAAGCAGCAGCAGAGAUCGAGGAGUUAAAAGGAAAGUUGGAAACUAAUGAAAAAACAGUACAGCAGUUACAAGGAGAAAAAGCUCGUCUUACUUUUGAAAAAAAGUCUUGGGAAAAGGAAGCAAUGCGUUUGGAAGAAGAGUUGAAGUCAAUGAAGUUUCAAAGCGGAGCAUUUUCUGCAGUACUGACUCCUCAAACUUCUAAUAACUCAACAACUUCUGAUGAUAUUAUAGAGCAGCACCUAACUAAGUUAAGCGUUGCCACUCAAACUGCAACUUUAUCUGGUUGGGACCGUUCAUUGUUGAUCAUAGGUUUAAUUUUAGAAACAAGGAUUUCUUCGCGUGCUCAGCAAGACAACCGUUUGAAACAGGGCAAAGAUGACGUUGCUUCCUUGGACUUGCUUCCUCUAAAAGUAGACGUCCCACAUCCUAGCGCCCCAAAUGCUUUCAGCUCCUGGUUGAAACAUCCUAGGACUACUGGAAUAAAGUCGGAAACAUCAGCGAUUUGCGAGAUGGAACCAAAUAUUUCAACGCAAAUCGUGAACUGUGGUGAGCGUUCUCGUAACGCUUCUCACAACGAAGAAAGUGCAAAGAAACGAUGUCUCGAAAUUGAAAGCUCUUCUUAUGUUAAAAACAAGAGCCCAGCGGAAAAUCGAACAGCAAAUGACAGUCAGUUCUUGAAAAAUGCUUCAAAGAUGCAGACGCAAGCCGAAAUGCCCAAGGAAGGUGGCUUAUCGGACAAUCUUUCAUACAAAAUACCUGGUAGGGCGCCAGAUCAGGGGUCUGAUAUUGCAGAAAAUAGGAAUUCCCUCGGCAAUGCAAAAAUAUUUAGCUACCAUUCACGUAAAAGUCCCGGUUGUCCGUCUAAUGACUCGUUGACUGGCAGGAGACCAUCUAAGCGAAGAGCUAGAAAGGGACGUAAAGGCAAAGCUCAAACAUCUAGAAGAGAUGGUCUUUGUGACUUGUCUCAUCCGAUACUAUCUCGCUCGCAGUCUUCGUCUAGAAAGGACGGUAAAUCAACGUGGCAUAAAGGAACUGCCACAGAAAGUCGACGGCGCAGGGCCCACUUACAACCGUUACGCGUAUCUUCUAGUAGAGGGGCUAGUGCUGAAUUAGGCGAGAGGCGAACUUUACCAAAAGAAGUUUCUAAAAAGCAAUUGCGCCAAGUAAGAUUAUCAAAUGAAUUACAAGUUCGUGAAGGCGACCCUCAACCUGAAAUCAAUUUGAGUCCGCGUGGUAGAAGAGAUUUUUUUAUGGAAUGUCCAGUAUCCAGUGGAGCGCAGAGUUUUCCGCCGAGGACAUUUGCAUUUGGCUCAAGUUUUUUGGAUGAAAACACACAUAAUGCACCUCUACAUCCUAAGCAAGACAGUUGGCGUCAGGAAAACACACGUUUCAGACUCGUUACUCAUGAAACGUGGAACCACCCUAGUUUUCAACCGAGAGAAGAGGUUAUUGGUUUCCGAGCUUCUGUGAGAUGGUGA
Molecule: messenger RNA, 2718 nt
Organism: Enterobius vermicularis (human pinworm)
Lineage: Eukaryota; Metazoa; Nematoda; Chromadorea; Rhabditida; Oxyuridae
Source: the annotation of a GenBank genome assembly